Molecule: messenger RNA, 1329 nt
Organism: Penicillium samsonianum
Lineage: Eukaryota; Fungi; Ascomycota; Eurotiomycetes; Eurotiales; Aspergillaceae
Product: Aminoglycoside phosphotransferase
Exons: 1
Coding region: 1-1329 (442 amino acids)
Source: RefSeq, a predicted model, not a curated record
AUGUUCCCCGAAGAAAAAGUCCGCAAUGAGGUCGCUACAAUGCGGUAUAUUCUUGACCAGACUUCAAUCCCCGUUCCUUUCGUCCUUCAUUGGGGUACUAGGAAGGACGGCCCUUUGAACCCGGAGUUGGGUCCCUUUAUAAUCAUGGAAUAUAUGGAUCAUCACACGAACAUGUACGAUGUUCUUAACAUGCCAGGUCGCCCAAGGGCAUCCCGUGGAAUUAUUGGCCGGGGUUUUGAUGAGGACAAACUAGAGGGGCUAUACGGAGAGCUGGCAAAUGUUCUGCUUCGGCUUUCUCAGCCGUCCCUUUCUCGUAUAGGGUCGCUUAGCCAGAUUGAUGAUUUCACUUGGGAAGUGGCAUACCGACCUCUUUCGAUGCCUAUGAAUGAACUUAUUCGAUUAGGAGCGCUGCCUCAAGCGUGUUUACCGGGCCUAGACACUACAAUUGAUACCGCAUCGUCAUACUUCGAGAGUUUAGCGGAGUUGCAUAUUAUACAUCUUAUGAAUCAAAGAAAUGACGCCGUUGAUUCAGCGGAUGACUGUCGACGAAAGUUCGUUGCUAGAUGUCUUUUCCGAAAGCUCGCCCGAGAACAAAAACUCACAGAACGAUGGGCGUCUUUUAAAAAUGGUCCCUUCAAACUCUGGUGCGACGAUUUCCGACCAGGUAAUGUCCUUCUCAACAAGGACUCGAAAAUUGCCGCAGUCGUGGACUGGGAGUUCACAUAUGCCGCCCCUAUUGAAUUCUCCUACGCGCCACCUUGGUGGCUUCUUAUUGAAAAGCCUGAAUACUGGCCCACAGAAGGCGGUCUUGAAGACUGGUGUAGUGGGUUUGAGUGUCGACUCCAGACAUUCCUAAAGGCUAUGAUCAAUCGGGAGGACGAAGCGAUCAGCAAGUGUCAAGUGAAAGAAAACCAGAGACUUUCUGGCCCGAUGCGAGAGAGCUGGGAGAGUGGGGCUUUUUGCAUUGCGUACGCCGCGAGGAACAAUUUCGCGUUCGAUGCGAUAUACUGGCAAAAGAUCGAUUGGCGAUUUUUCGGACGGACUAGUUGUCCUGACCCCGCCGAUGCAUGGAAGGAAAGACUUGAGCAUUUGAAUGCCGACGAGAAACGUGAUAUGAAACAGCUUUUUGUCCAGAAACUGGAGGAGAUGAAGAGCAGAGUUUUGGCGUGGGAUCCAGACGAAUAUACACUAGGUCAUGUAGAUCUCGCUAAGAAGGCGAGGGAAGAAAGCGAGAUCAAGCAGGGGACCGCUGAUGAAAGCGAGAAACCUGCUCAUAUUGAGGUGGAUGCAACAGAUAUAUCCACGGAAUUUGCGAGGUUAGCUGUUUAA